CGACUCUUCCAGGAAACGGAUCAAAACUUUGAGAGUGUUGCCAUCUGGGGCUUAGUAAAAAAAUAAAGAAGGAGCAUUAACUAAAAUUCUUAGUCCCAUGCACAUCAUGAUGAACUUAUCAUAAAUAUGUAUGUAUGCUCCGCCCAAUGCUGCAUAAAAUCCGGACACCGGAGAUUUCCAGGCGAUUGUACAGCGUGGUCAAAACUAGCUGAACUACCAUCUACAUGACCGCAUCAAAGCAAAAGGAAAAGGGCUUUUACUGCACUGAACCAAAGUUCUUUUUUUCUGAAGAAAGGUGGUCCAAAUGAAGCUUCUCGUUGUUUUGGCCUCAGCGUGUGUUUUACUACACCGUGGUGUGUUUGGUGUUGAAGAAAUUACAUUGUUUGUGGUGCAGGGAGAUUUUGUCAGUCUACACACUGGUGUUAAAACAAACCAACAAGACCGAAUUAGAUGGUAUUUUAAUGACAUUCGCUUAGCACAAAUCACUGGAAUACUCUGCAAGACCUGUACAGAUGUUCAUUGUGAUAAGAUAUUCAGAGACAGACUGGAGCUGGACAAUCAGACUGGAUCUCUGACCAUCACAAGCAUAAUGACCUCAGAUGCUGGACUUUACAAAUUGAAGAUUUUAGACAGCCCCAGCAGUGAAAAGAUCUUCAAUGUUACUGUUCACGAUCAACAGAAGACAGUACCAGUGAAGGAGAGAAAAGUGGUCACUUUAUAUACUGGUGUAGUAAAUCCAGAUGAUUUGAUGACAUGGUAUUUUAAUGACAUUCUCAUCACUGAAAUCAAUGGGCAUCCUAAUGAGACCCAUAAAGAGAGAUUCAGAGACAGAUUACAGCUGGACAAUCAGACUGGAUCUUUGACCAUCACAAGCACCAGAACAACAGACUCUGGACUCUAUAAACUACAGAUCAACAGCAGCAGCAGCAGUAUUAUUAGGAACUUCAAUGUUGCUGUCUUUGAUUCACAUGUAGAAACUCCAGCACAGGAUUUAAUUUUACAUGAUAUGAAAGCAGUAUUUGUGGGUGCAGUCCUGUCAACGUUGACCAUAGCUGUUGCUCUUGGUGUGACUUUCUGUCUCUGCAAGUCGCAUGAAACAAAGCAGAAGUGUUCCACUAAAAACAGAAGAAAUGACUCUGAUGAGUCAGGAACGAUUUUACUCUAAGGUUUCCAGCAGCUUCAGUAUGAAACUAUAACUUUAGGACCUGACAUGUGGCCAAGUAUGAUGUCCCAAAACUCAGAAUUUGUGCUCUGCAUUUCACCCAUCCAAGUGCACACACACACAGCAGUGAAAGGUGAAC
Messenger RNA from Labeo rohita (rohu), 1301 nucleotides. RefSeq lists its product as uncharacterized. Lineage: Eukaryota; Metazoa; Chordata; Actinopteri; Cypriniformes; Cyprinidae. The record is from RefSeq and is a predicted model, not a curated record. The transcript has 6 exons. Bases 305 to 1165 code for a protein of 286 amino acids.